Messenger RNA from Belonocnema kinseyi, 533 nucleotides. Its product is annotated as CREB-binding protein-like. Gene Ontology annotation, biological process: regulation of DNA-templated transcription. Gene Ontology annotation, cellular component: nucleus; histone acetyltransferase complex. The transcript has 2 exons. The record is from RefSeq and is a predicted model, not a curated record. Bases 2 to 238 code for a protein of 78 amino acids. Gene Ontology annotation, molecular function: histone acetyltransferase activity; transcription coactivator activity. Lineage: Eukaryota; Metazoa; Arthropoda; Insecta; Hymenoptera; Cynipidae.
AAUGGGAAUUGGUGGUCAGAUGCCUCGGCAACCUGGAGUAAUGGGUGGACCUGUUGGUCAAGUUAGUCAGGUUGGACCAGGAGGCACGUCCUCGCUACAUAACCGAGCAUAUCAGCAGCUUAUGGCCACCCUUAAAAGUCGGAAUACUCCUGAGCAACAAAACCAAAUACUCCAUAUUCUCCAGAGUAAUCCGUCUCUCAUGGCAGCAUUCAUCAAGCAACGGCAGAACAGGCACUGACCGUUCAGCAGAUAUCUAGACAAAAUGGGGGAGCAUAUGGCCGACUACGUUCUAGAAUCUAGACUCUAGUUAGCAACAACAUCAACAAGCAGGCCUGCAAGAUUUGCUACCUCAACAAAAAACAGCAGCAGCAACCUACCCAAGAACCAAGUGCACAAAAUGUCCUAUAAAAUAAAAUAAAAUAUGAAUGUUUUAUUUUUAAAUCAGAGGUGCACUCAUUACGAGUUAAGGCCGAAUAAAUUUUCCAUAGACAUUUGCUAAAGUUUGGAAAUAAAUAAGCAGAGUUUUGUAUAAA